GUUGCCACACGUGGAAGUGAAAUGACUCCAGCAGAACACUGGUUGCAACGGAUUCCACCUAUUGUGAGAGCGUGACAACCGCCUAGAAAAAGAACUAUAUAUUUCUGCCUACCUCAGAUGGGACAUCACCUCUUGCUGUGUGCACUGGAAUAAAAGACAAAGUAAACAGUUUUUUUCCAUCAUGGAUUGUCAAGAAAAUGAGUACCGGGACCAAUGGGGGCACUGUGUCACCUGCCAACAAUGUGGCCCUGGACAGGAGCUGUCUAAGGAUUGUGGUUAUGGAGAAGGUGGAGAUGCACACUGCAUAGCCUGCCCUCCCCGAAAGUAUAAAAGCACUUGGGGACAUCACAGAUGUCAGACAUGCAUCACUUGUGCUGUCAUCAAUAGGGUCCAGAAGGCCAACUGCACAAAUACCUCUAAUGCUAUCUGUGGAGACUGUCUGCCCAGGUUCUACCGAAAGACACGCAUUGGAGGCCUGCAGGACCAAGAAUGCAUCCCAUGUACAAAGCAGACUCCUUCUUCUGAGGUUCAGUGUACCUUCCAGUUGAGCUUAGUGAAGGUAGAUGCACACACUGUUCCCCCUAAGGAAGCCACACUUGUUGCACUGGUGGGGAGUCUGCUAGUGGUAUUUGCCCUGGCCUUCCUUGGACUCUUCUUCCUCUAUUGUAAGCAGAUCUUCAGCAGACAUUGUCAGUGUAUUGCAGGAGGUUCAUUGCAAUAUGAGGCUGAAAAGGCCGUGGAAGAGGAUUCUCUUUUCCCCAUGCCACCUGGCCAAGAGACCAGUCCUGAAUUUCCAGCGAAUGAGAACAUCUUUGAGAUCAAGCCACUUAACUCCAUCCUAGAUGAUGACUGCAGCUCCACUCGCGGCUUCCCCACUCAGGAGUCCUUUACCAUGGCUUCCUGCGCCUCAGAGAGCCAUUCUCAAUGGGUCCAUACCCCCAUUGAAUGUACAGAGCUGGACCUGCAAAAGUUUUCCAGCUCUGUCCCCUCUACUGGAGCUGAAACCUUGAGAGAGAACACAGCCGAAUACUCAGGAGACAGGCUGGAGCUCUAUGUACCUUUUGAAGUUCCAAGCCUUUAACUACCAUGGUGAGCUAGAAAGGUCUCUUUCACUCUUGGCAACCUUGCCAGUGCUUGUUGCUGGACUUUCCUGCUCUUUUAUUCAACAACAGUAGCAGGAGCCUGGGAUGUAUGUCCCACAAUAACCAGCAUUCAAAAAUGGAGCAUACAGAGCCACAUGCUGCCGGAGGAUUAAUUCCCCAAUGACUGACCUUGAACACUUUUUGUUUUCUUAUUCCAGUCUGGGGAUCCAGAUUCCAUAGCCAUGGGACUGCUGUGCCUGUUCUUUCUCUUUAAUUAUAGAAGUAAGGGGAAUAACAAUGAAUGAGGUAGAAUUUGCCUGCCUGUAUAUGUUUCCUGCCUAUAUUUUUGACAAGUAGGCCUAAAAAAAGGAGUAUACAGAACUAUGUUGACAUCUGCCUAUCACUUUGAAGAGAAUAUGAAAUGCGUCCCCUUUUAGCUUUCUGCUUUGACUCCCCCCGCCCAACCCCUACACACACACACACACACACAAACACAUACACAGAGUAAGGGGAUAUUGAGGAAGAUAUGGGGAGGCCUGAAGCCUGAAUUUUACAAUUCAUUUCCUAGACUUCCAUAGCUAUGAUAGCUAUCAAGCCAGUGUAUUUCUUAGACUCUUCAUUCUCAGAGACAGGCUACCAGUACUCUCUGGUGGGGAUUCAAAUCUAUGUCUUCUAUAUUUUUUUUUAAAUUCUUGCUUCCUAGACGUCUUUUCAUUUUUAUUACUCUAAUAUUCUUUUACCUUUUAACCCUUCCAGUCAGGUCCUGACUAUCAAGUUUCUGAGGUGCAGGAGUAGUGCCCUGUAGAGCUACGGGGACCAUUGGUGCUUUCUUGGCAUAGAGAAUAGUCAGUCUAUUUCUCUUAAGCCUGAACCUCCAGUUUUACAUGCUUCUCAGCAUGAAUUGAAAUGUUUUUCCUCAUAUUUUUUUUUUUUUUUGUGGAAUAUGUCAGAUGAGACCUCAGGACUUAGAUGUGACUAUCAUGUAUUGGCUUUAGGUAUCCUUGUAUGUACAAAAUGAGCCACAAGGAUUGAUGCCUAUUCCCUCACAGUGGUUCAGGUUUCAAUGAAGAAAAGCAGUCAAAUGAGUAAAGCAACUGAACCUUUUUGCUUGGGAAUAAUAUAUACUAUCCUGGAUGCUGGUGUGACUUAGCAUAUUAGAAACAAACUAAAGAUACACACAAUUAUUCUGGUUCAAAGAUGUAGUAAAGAUGCACUAAACCUGUGGGUGCUGCACUUUACAUUAUUCACAUUAUAGUUGUCUCCGUGACUCAUACAAACUUUGAUAUAGGCAGUGCAGGGAUUGCUCAGUGCAAUAGGAGUGCAUAGAAAGGCUAGAAUGCUUUCAGUCAUAUCUCUUCAUUUGACACUUACUGCUGACUCUUAAAAGGUAGACACACAGGGCAUGGCUGCAUACAAACAUCCUCCAAUAUCAAGCUGGCAGAAGCAAGAGUAAUAGACUUUGGAAGCAAGCUUGCCUUGCAUUGUAAGACUCUUUCUCAAAAAUACAAGGGAUGGCAACUUAGAUAGUGUUGAAGCACUUGCAUUUAGCAUGAACAGGGUCUCAUAUUCCAUCCUAGCAUUGUAGAAGAAAGAGAAGGGUGGAGAAAGGGGAAAAGAAGGGAAGUAAAAAAGGAAAUAAAACAUUUCCAACACUAAAAAAUGUACCAGAUCCCAUAGUGCUGCUGAGGCUGUAGUGGAAUUUUCAACUGGAAACUAUCACAUGAGUUCAUCUUAUAUUAGAAGGUUUUCUUGCCUUUAGCUCUUAAACACUGUUUAUGAUAUUUUUCUGCUUGUUUCUUGGGUCCCUAGACUCAUAGCACUCUGUGAGUCUGCUGGAAGGUCUGAUGGAUGUUCAACGAGCAAUGGUUCCGAGUUGUAGCAUAACACAUAAAAAAAAUUUGACAUGGGUCUCCCGGGCCUUAUCUAAUAUUUGAGGUUCUAUAUUUCUUUACCCCCAGCAGAAAGCCAGGCUUCAGUUUGAUCUUUCAGAACCCUAAAGUACAUUUCUGAGUCAAUUUUCCCUUUCCUGUGCCUGGGCUCCUCAAGCAACCACCCACCAGGCCUCCAAAGAUACACACAGCAUUUUUCAAGUUUGCUAAGUGAGAGUGUGAAGGGUCCCCCAAGGUAUGGGUAUUUCUUUUGACAUAUCAGUUCCAUAAUGCCUGCUUUACUGUCCAUUUGGUUCUUUUUCAAAAUUCAUUUUGCCUUCAGUUCUUACCUGUACAUCUCAAGAGCAGAGAGAAAUGAGAAUUUCCUUGGAGAUUCUGUUAUUCUUUUUUAUCUUUGAAUCUUUAUGAAGCUUAUGCAGCUAGUUUCUAUCCUACAAGCAAUUGAUGGGUUAUGUAAAAUGUGGACUUCAUCACCAGGACUUAGCUUUAACAGAGAAUGUUCUCUACAAGAUUCUGUUAAGUGUAUCUUUAAAAACAGCUCAUCCAUAAACACUAAUUAAGGGCCUUAAGGUCAAACUGCUGAUAAGUGUGUUAAAAGCACAAGAGAGAAAAUGUUAAAAGAUCCUAUUGUACUUGGCAGGGGAUUAGAAGCAAUUGAAUCACAAGUCUGUACCAGGCAACCUUGUCUCAUGGAAGCAUUAGCAAAUAUGUGUGAGCCAAGGUUUAGACCUUGGUCUUUGGGCUCUCUGUACUUUUUUCUGGGACAGUUUAUGCUUAUCUCACCAACUUCAAUUAGUCAUAUCUAUACUUCUGGUGGAGAAGAACUAGCACCCGAUCUGAGGUGGAUUCAGCUUAAGUAGGUUCCAGCUGUAGAAAGGUCACCAUGUGCCUGGCACUGCUUCAAUCUCAAGGACUUCUCAGUGAAAAGGCCUAUGACGAUAAAGCAGCAAAAACAAUGUGAUUAAAUGACCCAGGCACCUGGCUUCACUGUGCCUAUACAUAGCAAGGUCAUUAUACAUUCAUACCAAGAAUCACCUUGGUUCCAGUUUUCUUGAAUUGAACAGUUGGAAUUGGUAAUUAAAAUAAGGUGAAGUUUUGUUUUGCUUUGCUUUCUAUGGUAUCAUGGGUAGAAGCAAAGUGAAGGUUGGCUUUCUUUUUUCUUUAUAAUUGAUAUUUAGCCUUGGCUUACUUCAUAUUUGCAUAUUUGCUCAAGUAGUGUCCUUAUAAAGUGGGACCACUUUGAGUACUCUUCUAUUUGAAGAAUUCAUGAGAAAUGUAUAUAACAUAACUCUGAGCUUGGACAGUAGUUGUGUUUUACAUAUUUGAACUAGCAACAGAAAAUAUUUUGUUUACAAGGGAGAGGUAGGUGUUUAGUGGAGGUGAGUCAGGGUUCAGGGUUCACUUUUCCCUCCACUUAAAAAUGUCACUGGAAUUUCGAAAGGUGGUAUGUAGUAUGGGACAUGAACUUUCUUCUCUAAGGUGGUUAAUAUUAGAUUAAGUAAAAAUGUCAACACUACACCACUCUUCCUAAUAGUCCUGGCACACUGAGAUGUCACCCUCAUACCCCUCAUUCAAUUUAUUACCAAGGUCUUUGAUGUUUUGUGUUUAAUGUAGGUAGGUUUUAAUUAUUGUUUUCCUUCAAAUGAGCUAUUUAUAGAGAUUUUGUUAAAUUUUGAGCCAUAUGCAUGAGUGGAUACUGACAAGUUGUGUUUGGUUUAUGAUAAUCUGCAAACAAUUCAUAUUAAUCAAUAAACAGAAGUACAUCC
Molecule: messenger RNA, 4737 nt
Organism: Arvicanthis niloticus (Nile rat)
Lineage: Eukaryota; Metazoa; Chordata; Mammalia; Rodentia; Muridae
Gene: Eda2r
Product: ectodysplasin A2 receptor
Biological process (GO): positive regulation of canonical NF-kappaB signal transduction; positive regulation of JNK cascade; tumor necrosis factor-mediated signaling pathway
Cellular component (GO): plasma membrane
Molecular function (GO): protein binding; tumor necrosis factor receptor activity
Source: RefSeq, a predicted model, not a curated record